AUGCAAACUAAAGCAGGAAUAAUAAAAGUGAAGAAAUACAGGCAACCUGAAAUAAUUCCAAAAGAAUACACGAGUGUUGAAAAGGUAUUAGCAGAAGGAGAAGAUGAUGAGAGAAAAGAGACAGUUCUCAUAAAAUGGUGUGCUUUACCAAUAGAACAGAGUACAAUUGAAUUGGUUGAAGAUGUGAAAGAGUGUAUGAAUUACACAAAUGAAUUACAGAAGUACAGGGAAAGAAAGAAAAUGAGACACUCAAAGUAUCCUAUUGAUUGGAGACCUGACAAAAGUAAGCAGGCCAAAUACACUGAAUCACCAGUCUACAAGAAUGGGAAUAGAUUGAGAACGUAUCAAUUGGAAGGUGUGAAUUGGUUGAUUAAUCGUUGGUAUUGGAAGACAAGUUGUAUUAUGGCUGAUGAAAUGGGACUAGGAAAGACUGUUCAAUCAGUAUGUUUUGUAGAUUGUUUAUCUACUNAAAGUAAGCAGGCCAAAUACACUGAAUCACCAGUCUACAAGAAUGGGAAUAGAUUGAGAACGUAUCAAUUGGAAGGUGUGAAUUGGUUGAUUAAUCGUUGGUAUUGGAAGACAAGUUGCAUUAUGGCUGAUGAAAUGGGAUUGGGAAAGACUGUUCAAUCAGUAUGUUUUGUAGAUUGUUUAUCUACUGAAUUCCAAUACAACCACCCUGUGAUUGUGAUAGCACCAUUGAGUACUUUGGUGCAUUGGGAAAGAGAAUUCAAGGCAUGGACUGAUUUGAGGGUAUUGAUGUAUCAUGGUACAGUAGCAGGAAGAGAGAUGUUGGCUGAAUAUGAAUUUACCAACAAGACAGGAAAUAUCAAUGUGAGACUAUUUGAUGUGAUAUUGACGACUUAUGAGAUGGCAAUGAGUGGAAUGGAUCAUUUGAGUCAGUUUGAAUAUUCAGUAGGAAUAGUGGAUGAAGCACACAGACUUAAGAAUCCAAAAUCAAAGGCAGCAAGAAGUUUGAACAGUCUCAAAAUCAAUCAUAAGGUGUUAUUGACUGGAACACCAAUUCAGAAUAACCUGAGUGAAUUAUGGGCGUUAUUCAACUUCAUGGACAGUAGCAAAUUCAGUUCAUUAAGUGAUUUCUUAGAGGAAUACAAGUUGAAUGACAUCAAAGAUGUAGAGAAGUUACAAGAAUUAUUGAAACCAUUAAUGUUACGUAGAAUGAAGGAGGAUGUUGAGACUACGAUUCCACAGAAAGAAGAGACCAUUAUUGAGGUAGAAUUGACGAUAGCACAGAAAAGAUAUUACAGGGCAAUACUGGAGAAAAACUUUGAGUUUCUAGUUGAUUCAGCUAAGAAGAAUGUUCCUAAUUUGAUCAAUGCAAUGAUGGAGCUUAGGAAAUGCUGCAUUCAUCCGUAUUUAUUGAAA
This is a messenger RNA of Enterospora canceri, 1383 nucleotides long. The record is from the annotation of a GenBank genome assembly. Lineage: Eukaryota; Fungi; Microsporidia; Enterocytozoonidae.